This is a messenger RNA of Galdieria sulphuraria, 2033 nucleotides long. RefSeq names its product DNA polymerase alpha subunit B. Gene Ontology annotation, biological process: DNA replication; DNA replication initiation. The record is from RefSeq and is a predicted model, not a curated record. Bases 36 to 1952 code for a protein of 638 amino acids. The transcript has a single exon. Gene Ontology annotation, cellular component: alpha DNA polymerase:primase complex. Gene Ontology annotation, molecular function: DNA binding. Lineage: Eukaryota; Rhodophyta; Bangiophyceae; Galdieriales; Galdieriaceae.
GAAAUUGGCGCCAUCUUACAUUUUUUCUUUGUAACAUGGACAAGUUGUUUGACUUUCAAAGAGCUGUGGAAGCGGCUCUUCGAAAAAGAGGAUAUGAAGACGUUUUACAGAAUGAACAAAUACUACAAGAAAUUGUCAAAAUAUGUUCGAAACAUCACAUUACUGUUGAGAAGCUACUGUUAAAACACGAUCUACUGUGGAUGAAUAAUCUUCUACCCCAUGACGCACUUACUGUGGAUAUUCUCAACAGAUUAGACGCAGAAUUUCAACAAGAGAAGAUAACAAAUAGCUCUAAAGAAAACGAGUUUUGGGCAGCCAAUUUCCAAACCGGUUACUCUGCUCCGAGACAGCUUGUUUCUAGUCUCGACGAUCUGUUUGACGUCAAUUGGUCGAACAAGCCAGCGUCUUCUCAGCUCAACGGAAGUUUUCAUGGUGAUAUUGUUUCAACAGAAGAUUCUCCAAGUCUCCAACUUGAUUCUCCACCAUUCUCACCCGUUAGAGGGACAAUAAAAAGACAACCAAAAGUUCCUCAAGUUACAACUGAGUGUGAACUUAUUCUCGAAGGAGACUUGGAUCCAACUGAUUCUUUAUCAGAGACGAGAAAUACUGGAGAGGUUAUAGAUGAAUACGUUGGGAAAGAUUACGAAAAAGCUUUAGACGGUUCUGUACGAAGAAUGGAAGAUGUCGAGUUGGUUUGCCAAACCGGGAGUAAAUUCUUGAAUAUUCGUGGUGAGAUAGAAAACUCUACUCAGCUUUAUGAACAACAUGUUGAAGCGACUUGUAAAAUGAUGUUAUCGAAAAUACAAGGGUCUUCGCAGGAAUCCAUAAACUGGCCAACAUCAUGGGACUAUCUUCCUAAUGUAGAUCAAAAGCAUCUAUUAGCCGGAUAUAUUAGAAGAAUAGAUAAAGGCCCAAAAGGGAUUCAAGUGAUUGUAGACAGUACACAAUCUCAUCUAUUUUCUGUUGACGUAUCUUGUAUUCACUCAUGUUCCCUUUUUCCUGGUGCAAUAGUUUUGUUUGAAGGUACGAAGCUUCAGGAUGGUUCUUUUCAAGCUGAACGAGUCUAUCAUACAUCUCAUUUGCAUGCUGCCGACAAAAAGACUGAACACUAUGAAGUGAAACAUUCGAUAAACGCUAUAACGAGGGAAAUGCAAAUACUCGUAGCAUCUGGACCGUACACUAUUUCAACCAACCUUCGAUAUGACCCACUAAAGAGACUACUGAAUAAAGUGGAGACGAAAAAACCGGAUUUGGUCAUAUUGGUUGGUCCCUUUUUGGACGAGAAUCAUCGAGUUGUAGAAAAUGGUCCGACAGAAGUGUCAUAUGAAGAUAUUAUGGCAAAGAGAGUCGGAACAUUAUUGGAAAGAUGCUUUUCAAGAAUUUCAACCAAGUGUAUCAUGAUUCCACAUGUACAGGAUGUAUUUCAUCAUUUCACAUAUCCUCAAAAGGCAUAUGACUCAUCAGUAUUCUUUCCUUUGAAGAAACCAGACAACAUUUUCUUCCUCAACAAUCCUGCUGCUUUCCGUUUUGGACAUGUCUACAUUUCAACCACGUCUAUACCAGUAUUGGAUGACUUGAGUUCUUUAUCUUAUAUCAAAACCGCCAAUCAGAAAGGAAGAAUUACAGCUCUUUGUGAAACUUUGAUUGAUGAAGAAAGCUUUUAUCCCAUUUUCCCUCCACCGCCACAAAGACCUCUUGACUAUAGUAAUGUGCAACAACUGAAACUGGACUCUAGCAAAACAAGACUGUUGAUUAUAACUAGUUCCCUUAAGCCGUUUACCCAAAGACUGAAAAAUGAUAUUCUUUGUGUGAAUCCCGGACGUCUAAGCAAAGGUGUAAAUAACGGGAGCUUUGCUCUCAUAAGUCAUUGCUUCAGAGAGUUGUCAAGUGAAAAGGAGAAGGAGCAGGUUAGUUUUUCCAACUCGACAACUGUAAAAAUAGUUCGAAAUUAGGCGUAUCUCAACAGUGCACCAUUUCGUCGUUCUUGAAAUAUCACUUAUAUUCCACACAAAAAUAAAGCAAAGGUUUUUUAU